AUACUAUGAUCUUACUGCAUAUCAUAUCUCAAGACAGACCAAUAGGCCACACAAGGUGAUAGAUAGUUGAUGCUGACAACUACCACUUUUCCUAUUUUUCCUAUCUUUCUUCAUGUUUUCUUCUUUAUCCUCUUAACAACAAUACCUCAAAUUAAUCUACUUUCUUCAUCAUGACCGAAACCUCCGCAGUAUCAAGAGUAUUCUCAAUUCCAGAGCUUCUUCAUGAAAUUUUAUCUUAUCUUCCUCAACCUUGUCUAUUGCUUACAGUACAACUCGUUUGCAAAAAUUGGGCGAUAGCCCUCACCUCACCAUCACUUGGAAGAGCUCUUUGGUUUCGACCUGCAGUCCAUAACGGGCCAUCGACAUGGUCAAGUCUUUUAGAACAGCAAUUUGGUGUAUUUUUCGAUUUCAGCCUCACAUCGAAUCGUCAUGUAAUUGACUCAACCGCAUUUGACAAUCUACCUUGGAAGCGAAAUCUCAAGGCAUUUGUAAGUCUGCUUUUGAAGGAUUGAAUUUUUUUAUUUCCUUUACAAUUUUCAUGCUAUAUCACGAUUCUUUUUUUUUUUCAACCCUCGUGAUUGAAUAACUACCAUGUCCGCAACUUACUGACAUCAUGGUUUAGAAGAGAGCUGACGCAAGCUGGCGUGAUAUGCUCGUAUUCCAACCUCCUGCAUACGAAUUUGCGAUAGAGAGAAUCAAGCAUGAUCGAGGCGGUCUUUCGCGCCAAACAGUCAUUCUCCCUUGUCCAGAUGGCCUUCGCAUGGGAAUGGUUUGGGAUAUCGCCCAAGAAUGGUGCUUGAGGCGAAAACAUUGGUUACAAAUGACUGGUCCUGAGGAUGAAAAAGAGUAUCGAAACUCCGAGGUUGGAUAUGCAGAACCAAUGAUUCCAAAGAUGAUACUUCAUUGGCAUAUAACUUGCCCUCGUCGAGGUUCUCUGGCUAGUUUAGAAGAUGACUGGGUCAGUAGGGGCAGAAAGGAGUUUGACUUGUUUCAGCUAUAGAAAUUGAGGUUGUUCUAUAAGAAGGGGUUCCAUUUGAAAGCAAGCCAGCCAGAAGCUUUCAAAAGUUGGAAUCUAUCUUUUCACAACAGAGCAUAUCCUAAUCCCUAUAAAACUGUCGAUCACGAGGGAAGAUUCUAGGCGACACCUGUGCCUUUGUCUAUGGUGUCUCGCCUUCAUCUAUUCCACCUGUAUGAAAGGGCAAAGACAAGAUGGAUCAUGAAUAUGUUUCGUGAUAUUCCCUUCGUUGGUAUUGGCUCGCUCCGAAGUCGAACUUUUGAUUAUGAACUUCCUCACCAGAAAUUGCUUCGAAGAUCUCUGUAAGACGUAUCUAGGAGAUUUUAAAGCUAAGUGUUUCGAGGUUCAGGUACAAUGGCGAGCGAUUAUUUGUGAUCUCUAUAUGAAGUCGUCGAGAAUGAUCAUGGUAUCUAUUCCUUGCUUAAGGUUCGAUGGUGGAUGUAAUGAUCUGUGCUUAUUUUCUUAGCACUAUUUGUCUCGAAAAGAAGGGGUUUAGUCUCAGACGGGCGGAUAAUGAAGUCUUCAUGGAGAUUAUGUCCG
Sclerotinia trifoliorum is the source of this 1555-nucleotide messenger RNA. The record is from the annotation of a GenBank genome assembly. Lineage: Eukaryota; Fungi; Ascomycota; Leotiomycetes; Helotiales; Sclerotiniaceae.